AUGUCUGCCAGCAACGAUGUCUACCAGACUCCCCUCAACUCGCGCUAUGCGAGCAAUGAGAUGAAGUUCUUAUUCUCGCCUCGCAUGCGUUUCUCGACCUGGCGCAAGCUGUGGAUCUGGCUCGCAGAGUCUCAGAAAGAGCUCGGCCUUCCUAUCACCGAGGAUGCUAUUGAGCAGAUGAAGGCUCAUGCCACUAUCCAGGACGAUGAGUUCGCCGUUGCCGCCGAGGAGGAGAAGCGCCGCCGACACGAUGUCAUGGCCCACGUCCACGCCUUUGGUCUGGUCGCUCCGGCUGCUGCUGGUAUCAUCCACUGGGGUGCUACUUCCUGCUACUGCACUGACAACGCUGACCUGAUUCUGCUCCGGGAUGGUCUCGACAUCCUCAUCCCCAAGCUUGCUGUUGUCAUUGACAAGCUGUCCCAGUUUGCUCAGCAGUACAAGGACCUGCCUUGCCUCGGUUUCACCCACGGUCAGCCCGCCCAGCUGGUCACUGUCGGCAAGCGUGCUUGUUUGUGGAUUCAGGACCUGCUGAUGGACCUGCGCAACCUUGAGCGUGCCCGUGAUGACCUCCGCUUCCGCGGUGUCAAGGGUACCACUGGUACCCAGGCCUCCUUCCUUCAGAUCUUCGAGGGUGACCAUGACAAGGUUGAGAAGCUCGACGAGCUUGUCACCGAGAAGGCUGGCUUCAGCUCCGCUUUCAUUAUCUCCAGUCAGACCUACUCGCGCAAGAUCGAUGUGGACGUAGGCAACGCUCUGGGCUCAUUCGGUGCUACCUGCGAGCGCAUUGGUAUUGACAUUCGUCACCUUGCCAUGCUCAAGGAGGUCGAGGAGCCUUUUGAGAAGGACCAGAUUGGCAGCAGUGCUAUGGCCUACAAGCGUAACCCCAUGCGCUCUGAGCGUCUCUGUUCUCUCGGCCGUCACCUGCAGAACCUCCCCAAGGACGGUCUGGACACCUACUCCGCCCAAUGGUUCGAGCGUUCUUUGGAUGACAGCGCUAUUCGUCGUAUCAGCAUUCCUGAGCUCUACCUGUGUGCUGAUGCCUGUCUUAUCCUCCUGAACAACGUUUCCUCCGGCUUCGUCGUCUACCCCGAGGUGAUCAAGCGCCGUGUCAACGACGAGCUCCCCUUCAUGGCUACUGAGAACGUGAGAAAUUUGAUACGCUACAAUAUCCACUUGCAAUGCUAA
Messenger RNA from Penicillium maclennaniae, 1185 nucleotides. It is a transcript of the gene ade13, whose product is annotated as adenylosuccinase ADE13. Gene Ontology annotation, molecular function: N6-(1,2-dicarboxyethyl)AMP AMP-lyase (fumarate-forming) activity; (S)-2-(5-amino-1-(5-phospho-D-ribosyl)imidazole-4-carboxamido) succinate lyase (fumarate-forming) activity. NCBI's taxonomy places the organism in Eukaryota, Fungi, Ascomycota, Eurotiomycetes, Eurotiales, Aspergillaceae. The record is from RefSeq and is a predicted model, not a curated record. The coding region runs from base 1 to 1185 and encodes 394 amino acids. Gene Ontology annotation, biological process: 'de novo' AMP biosynthetic process. Gene Ontology annotation, cellular component: cytosol. The transcript has 6 exons.